AUGGCCUAUCCAAAUGCAGAGGCAGAGGCCGUUCCUGCACCGCGGAGAGUUGCCAUUUACGGAGGAGCCUUCGACCCUCCGACGAACUCCCACUUGACAUGCGCGGCAGAGAUUGUGCACAGCGGCUGUGCUGAUGAAGUCUGGCUCGUGCCAUGCGGGCCACGCCCAGACAAGCCGAAGUUGAAGACGCCGGCGAUCGACCGGUACUGCAUGUGUCAGAUAGCGGUGAACACCGUCUUCAGCCCCGAUUUUCCGGUCAAGGUCUCUGACGUUGACAUUGGCAAAAAGAUGGCUGCGUUCACGUACGAUCUUCUUGUCGAACUUAAGGAGAGAAGUCCCAGCACAGAGUUUGCGUUUGUGAUCGGGUCCGACUGGCUCCAGCCGGGGACAAAUCUGGCGGAGUGGACGUCCCUGAAUCCCGAGUGGAAGGAGGGGAUGCCGGAGGCGCAGAGGGAAAUCGUCACAGGGCACAAGCUGCUCCAAGAGUUCGAGUUUCUCGUCGUCCCUCGACCCGGGUAUGACGUAGCUAGGACUGAGGCAGAUCCCACCGGACUUAGGGCUUUUGGACCACGGCUUAGGUGGAUGGAGAUGCCAGAGCAGUUCCACUUCAUCGAGGGCAACCUGUCUUCAACCGAGAUCAGAACACGAACGCAGUACACGUGGCGAGUCAAGGAGGCUGCCAAGGGUGGAGGGGCAAUCGAGGGCCUAGUGCCUCCAGGUGUGCUGGCUUACAUCCGCCGGGGACGGCUCUACAGACCGUAA
Symbiodinium sp. CCMP2456 is the source of this 762-nucleotide messenger RNA. Lineage: Eukaryota; Dinophyceae; Suessiales; Symbiodiniaceae. The record is from the annotation of a GenBank genome assembly.